This is a messenger RNA of Mus pahari (shrew mouse), 3154 nucleotides long. RefSeq names its product pygopus family PHD finger 2 (gene Pygo2). The coding region runs from base 262 to 1479 and encodes 405 amino acids. The transcript is spliced from 3 exons. Gene Ontology annotation, biological process: kidney development; spermatid nucleus differentiation. Lineage: Eukaryota; Metazoa; Chordata; Mammalia; Rodentia; Muridae. The record is from RefSeq and is a predicted model, not a curated record.
GGCCCUUCCCAGCUUUCCCUCCCCACCGCGUUCGGUGGUGGUGACCCAUUGGAGUUCCGGUUCCGGUUGCUGUGGCUGCGGGCGGGCGGUGAGUCUGGAGCAGGCGCGCAGUUGGUGCAACGGCUCUGUGCUUUCCCCCUCGGCGUGGCUAGGGCUUGCUGCUGCUCGGGGGGGCUGCGCUGCCCCUGACUCCCCUCCAGGCGAUGGUGCGGCCCGAGGACGCCUCCAUCCCCCGCCGACGCUGACUCGGGUCCCCAAUCCAUGGCCGCCUCGGCGCCGCCCCCACCGGACAAGCUGGAGGGAGGCAGCGGCCCCGCACCGCCCCCCGCGCCGCCCAGCACCGGGAGGAAGCAGGGCAAGGCCGGUCUGCAAAUGAAGAGCCCUGAAAAGAAGCGAAGAAAGUCCAAUACUCAGGGUCCUGCAUACUCACAUCUGACGGAGUUCGCCCCACCCCCGACCCCCAUGGUGGAUCAUCUGGUCGCUUCUAACCCUUUUGAGGAUGAUUUCGGAGCCCCUAAAGUGGGGGGCGCAGGCCCUCCGUUCCUCGGCAGUCCGGUGCCCUUUGGAGGUUUUCGUGUCCAGGGGGGCAUGGCAGGCCAGGUUCCCCCAGGCUACGGCACUGGAGGAGGAGGGGGUCCCCAGCCACUUCGUCGGCAGCCCCCUCCUUUUCCUCCCAACCCUAUGGGUCCAGCUUUUAAUAUGCCCCCUCAGGGCCCUGGCUACCCGCCCCCGGGCAACAUGAACUUUCCCAGUCAACCCUUCAACCAGUCUCUGGGCCAAAACUUUAGCCCACCUGGUGGGCAGGUGAUGCCAGGCCCAGUGGGCGGAUUUGGUCCCAUGAUCUCACCCACCCUGGGACAGCCUCCUAGAGGGGAGCUGGGUCCUCCUCCUCUCCCACAACGCUUUACCCAGCCAGGAGCACCUUUUGGUCCUUCUCUUCAGAGACCUGGUCAGGGACUCCCCAGCCUGCCCCCCAACACAAGUCCCUUCCCUGGUCCAGACCCUGGUUUUCCUGGCCCCGGCGGUGAGGAUGGUGGGAAGCCCUUGAACCCACCUGCCCCCACCGCCUUUCCCCAGGAGCCCCACUCGGGCUCCCCUGCUGCUGCUGUCAAUGGGAAUCAGCCCAGUUUCCCGCCUAGCAGCAGCGGUCGAGGUGGGGGCACUCCAGAUGCCAACAGUCUGGCACCCCCCGGCAAGGCAGGGGGAGGCUCAGGGCCGCAGCCUCCCCCGGGCCUGGUGUACCCCUGCGGUGCCUGCCGGAGCGAGGUGAACGAUGACCAGGAUGCCAUUCUGUGUGAGGCCUCCUGCCAGAAGUGGUUUCACCGCGAGUGCACUGGCAUGACCGAGAGUGCCUACGGCCUGCUGACCACCGAGGCCUCUGCCGUCUGGGCCUGUGAUCUCUGCCUCAAGACCAAGGAGAUCCAGUCUGUCUACAUCCGAGAGGGCAUGGGCCAGUUGGUGGCUGCUAACGAUGGGUGACUCUAGUGCCAUGGCCUGGGAAGUGCACCUUUGCCACCGUGCUCCUGCAGAGUGGCUCUCUCUUUCCUUGUCUUCCACCACCAGUGUCCCAUCUCCAUGGAGCAGAAACAUGUUUCCUGGAAGCAGAAAAGGAACAGAGGCGGGCAGGCACAAAAGCCUGGGUUGCUCGUCUUUUGUUGUUAUUAUUGUUGUUGUUGUUGUUGUUUUUCCUGGGAACUUGUGCACUGAGUACCUUCAGAGAGAGACCCAGGAAACCAAAGCCUGGUCAAGCAGAGCCAUUCCUAGAGUCUAACCGGAGGCUGUAAGAGAAAAGGGGCUGGAGGAAAGUUUCAGAGAGCAAGGAUGUCCUAUGCGCAGAUGAUCCCAACACCCGUGCCUGCAAUACCUGUGUAGCCCUACCGUUGCUGCUGUAGCUCUUGGAGUCGAAUGUUCAAGGUUUCUUGGCUCCCUGAGGUACAGCCUCUUUCCUUGGGAAACAAAAGGGGAAUUUCUUUCUUUUUCUCUGUGUCCCUUUGCUUCCCCUGGACCUACCUGACUUACUCCAUUCCCCUCGGAGCACCAAAUACCUUGAGGAAACGGGAGAGUUCCUGACUAGGGCAGUUGUCUGUCUGGGGCUUCAAGACUGUAGGUAAGAGAUGCUGAGGAUAUCUUCCUCAUACCAAAGCCACUGUCCCCUCUCAGCCUCUCUGUGGUGGUUUCUCUCAGUGACCCAUGUUUUGCCAAAAAUUGGGAUAUGUGGUCUGAGCGACCAGAGUGUUUAAAGUAGGGACUCCCCUGGAAGUCUGGACUGCAGGUGUAACCCCCUUCUCACACACACACACACACACACACACACACACACACACACACACACACACACAGCCUAUCUGGUGCACAGUGGGACAGUGCUGUUCUUCAGCUCUCGCUGCCCUCAUAUCCUCUGUCUCCGGGAAACGUUUGGGAAGGCACGAAGCCCUUAUACCUCACUCCUUCCCUGAUGAAAGGAUCCAAGGGAGGCCUUGCCGUGGCUUUGGGGACAUGAGGCUGAGCAGCAGGACCCUCAAAGCCAAGAUACCACAAGCUAGAAGAACCUGAAGGUGGUCUGCUUAGCCUUUUUUUAAUCCUGCGAUGCCAUCAUGGGCCUGGCGAUCCAGCAAGUAGGCUGGGUUUAUUUUUGGUUUUGUAGCACUCCCUGCCAGUGAUGGGAUCAAGGCCUGAUCAGGAGCCCCUCUCAGCUGCUCUUCUUUCCAGCUAACCCAAAAGUCCAUUCCUCAAAUGGGUAGGGAAGGCAGGCUUGGCUGUGGCCCUCCUGAGAGUCGGAGGUUCCCAGCUUGACCGUGAAGACUGCCCUCUGGGAUGUCCCGUCUCAGCCUUCAUGCUCCCUGCAUGGGGAGAGAGAAGACUCUCAGAGUCGGCAGCCUUGGAAGCUGAGGAGGGCGAGGGUGGACCUGCUUCUUACUCUGCCCCCCAACUCCUAAACUACACGAGGCAGCCCCUCUACUUAGCUUUGUGUUGUGCUGUGGGUUUGUUCUCCUGUUACCUGCCGCUACUUUUGUGUUGUCUCCAGGGUUUGUAAAAUGCUCCCUGGGAGGUCCCAUCCCCUUGUUCCUCCCUGCUACCUUUUGGAAGAAAGGGUUGGCAGGGAUGUGGUUACAGGAUCUUUUUGUAUGGUUGGAUUAAUAAAAUGACUUGAAAA